UCAUUGUCGUAGACAGUAAAGUUAGUUAAAAUACCAUUUCAGAGCUAAUUAGUUGCUAAUUUUUGUUAAGUUUUUAGUGCUUUGUUCAAGUUCCGGUGGAGUUCUAGUAAUAUUGGAUCUUUCGAAUUUUAAUGAAAUUGGGUCGCGCUCUAACAAGAAAAAAGGUUCGAAAAAUAUAGCAAAAUCAUAUAAAAAAUAUAUACAGAAUGCAGAACGCGUGCAAAUAAUUGGCCCGUGUAGAAAUGGAUAAAUAUUGAUUCAGUUCAUAUAAAUAUCAAAAAAGAUACCAGCAGGGGUCCUCCAAAGAAUAGAGCAAAAGAUUCUCCUAUUACAUCAAUAAAUGAGUCUAGUUGGAAGAACAAGCUCUAAGAUGGGAAAAGAUAAAGUGAAAUCUCCUCAUGUACUCCUCUUCCCCUUACCAUUACAGGGUCCUGUAAAUUGUAUGCUCAAACUAGCUGAGCUUCUGGCUCUCAAUGGACUCCAAUGCACCUUCCUCAACACAGACUACAUCCAGAACUGCCUGCUCAAGCACACCCAUGUUCAGUCCAGGUUCGACAAUUAUCCUGAAUUUCGCUUUGAAGCCAUUCCAGAUGGCCUUCCUGAAGACCAUCCGCGUACGGGUGACAAGUUUCUGGAUGUUGCCAAUGGUAUACAGGAAGUAAUGAAGCCGAUCUUCGUAGAGAUGUUGACCAGUGGGAAGCUCAGUUCCAAGUCCAGCAGUCCAGUGAGUUUCGUAAUUGCAGAUGGAUUCUACAGUUUUGCUGUUGAUCUAGCUAAAGAGAUUGGGAUUCCACUGAUGUAUUUUGAGACUAUCAGCCCUUGUGCUCUGUGGACCUUUUUCUGUCUCCCAAGGCUCAUUGAGUUGGGAGAAGUUCCUUUCAAAGAAGAGGAUUACGAUAGAAAGGUAUCUGGUGUGCCGGGAACAAAGAAUUUUCUCAGGGGGCGUGAUCUUCCUAGCUUUUUUCGGAUCAGCGAUCUAAACCAUCCUAUCAUUCAAUUUAUUCUGAAAGAAAUUCAAGAAAUCCCGCGGUCUCAAGGGUUGCUACUCAACACUUCUGAAAACAUCGACGGACCAAUUAUAUCUCAAAUAAGCACCCUCUGUCCGAACAUUUAUAACAUAGGCCCUCUCCAUUCACUCCACAAGUCUAUUCUCCUUUCAGCACAAAAAGCCUCCUCACAUACCAGUUCCUCAAAUAGCCUAUGGGAAGAUGACAAAAGCUGCAUGACCUGGCUAGAUGCUCAACCGCAAAAAUCUGUUAUUUAUGUCAGCAUUGGAAGUAUUGCAGUCAUGACAGUGGACCAGCUAAUGGAGUUGUGGCAUGGUAUAGUGAAUAGUGGGAAACGAUUUUUAUGGGCUCUACGGCCAGGAUCAAUUGCUGGAAAGGACAGUAAAUAUGCAAUUCCAGCAGAACUAUCUGAUGCUACAAAAGAAAGGGGUUGCAUUGUAAGUUGGGUUUUCCAAGAGGAAGUUUUAGCACACCCUGCUAUUGGAUUAUUUUUGACUCACAGUGGCUGGAACUCAACUCUGGAGAGUCUAGUCGAGGGAGUGCCAAUGAUAUGCUGGCCAUAUAUCGUCGACCAGCAAGUGAUUAGUAGGUUUGUACAAGAAGUCUGGAAAGUUGGAAUUGAUAUGAAAGACAAUUGUGAUAGAAUUCUGAUCGAAAAGACAGUGAGGGAAAUUAUGGAGGACAGGAAAGAUGAAUUUGAGAAAUCUUCUUCUGUGAUGGCCAAACUUGCUGGCCAGAGUGUUGCUGAUCAGGGUGGAUCAUCUCAUCAUAACUUCAAUCGUUUGCUUAAAGACAUAAGAGCUAUGAGUGUCAACACCUAACACGCGGCGUUUGCUUAAAUCUAUUGUAAUACAGCUUUAAGGAAUUUAAAUAAAUUUACAAUCGUUUGCAAGAAUAUUGUCAGUUGUCACUUUCGUAAUAUUAAUAAAAUUUCAGAAAUGGACGUGUUGUAAUAUUAA
Daucus carota subsp. sativus is the source of this 1966-nucleotide messenger RNA. Its product is annotated as 7-deoxyloganetic acid glucosyltransferase-like. The transcript has 2 exons. NCBI's taxonomy places the organism in Eukaryota, Viridiplantae, Streptophyta, Magnoliopsida, Apiales, Apiaceae. The coding region runs from base 341 to 1828 and encodes 495 amino acids. The record is from RefSeq and is a predicted model, not a curated record. Gene Ontology annotation, molecular function: UDP-glycosyltransferase activity.